Molecule: messenger RNA, 1418 nt
Organism: Pyrus x bretschneideri (Chinese white pear)
Lineage: Eukaryota; Viridiplantae; Streptophyta; Magnoliopsida; Rosales; Rosaceae
Exons: 2
Coding region: 369-995 (208 amino acids)
Source: RefSeq, a predicted model, not a curated record
UCUGCAGAGUUUUAUAUAAGAAAAUCUUUUGCUUUCAUUAACAAAGCUUUACAAGUCAGUAAACAAUAGAUUAAAGUUGCACAGACUCAGAGAGAGCUAGAGAGAGAAAGGGUAAGAGAGAGAGUGAGAGUUGAGCGAUUCUUUCUUCUGCUUGCAUAGAUGUUACAUAAACAAGCGGUGGAAAUAUAUAUAAUCUGGGCAUUUGAGAUCAGAUCGAACCUCCAACUUGUUCAUCUUUCAGUACGCACUUCACAUUGUAUUCCAACGAUCGAGCUUUCUCAUCAUCCAGAGUCGACCCAAGAUCGCAUGCUUGGACUUAAAUCUCAACCUUUGAUUUGAUCUUGCUUCUCCAGGUUAGAUAAAAUCCAAUGGAUGACAAUAACCCGCCUCGGGCGUUACGUAACCACCACGGCAGUUCGUCGUCGUCUUCGUCGUCAUCGUCCGAGUCGUCCGACCAUCGCGGAGCGUGUCACAUGUCAUCCGCGGGACACACCACUACAGCCACGCGGAAGAGCCGGUACGCCGUGGACGACGCCGCGGGGGACCGGAUCGAGUGCACGGGGAGCUACUGCAAGUCGUGCUGCGGUGCGUUGAUCGCGGACUGCGUGGCGCUCUGCUGCUGCCCCUGCGCGGUGGUGAACUUUCUGACCCUGGCGUUCGUUAAAGUGCCGUGGAUGGUGGGGAGGAAGUGUUUGGGACUGGGGAAGAGGAAGGGGCAAAAGCGGGAAAACAAGAGGAGAAAAUGCAAGGAGGGUGGGAGCAGUAAAAGAGGGAUUGAGUGGGUGGUGGAGAGAGGGGAGGAGGAGGGGAAAAUACCUGAGGUUUCACGGCGCGGCGGGUACGGCGAGGAGGAAACGGAGUGUGGCGGGGCGAGGCUGGAGGCGGAGAGGGUGUGGCUAGAGUUGUACCAGAUUGGACAUCUGGGCUUUGGGAGAGUUUCCUUUACUGGUACUCAAUCUCUGGGUAAUAAGGGGCAAUUAGGGAACGUAAAUUAAUUGUAUACGAUUAUUGUUUGUGUAAUGUAAUUUAAUUUGUAUUCAAUUUUGCUAUCUGUUUAAUAGUUUCUUAUUCACAUAAGAGAAAUGAUUUACGCACUCUUAUUUUCUCGUUCAGUACUCAAGUCUUUUGUUAGCUUUACAAGUGAAUAUAUCACAGGGGAAUUAAUAGGCUAAAACAACAAAUGAGCAGGAGGAGAAGAAACUGCAAGUGUGAAAAUCACUAGCUCGUACAGAAACGCCAACUUUGAAUAUGCCGCAGUUUUCUCUAAUGUUCAUAAUUUAAGAACUUUCUUGUUUCAAUUUUGCCAAUAUGUAAUUUUCAUGGUGUUUACGUUUAAAUUAUCAUAUUUACCUUGAAAUGGACAAGAGAUUUUCAGUGUUACCAGUACACAAUCCAAUAUAAUACAAAUGGUUGAUUUU